UGUGCCUGUAUCAAUCACAAUGUCAGCUAAUCUAGCACCAGUAUCAGUCGGUCUGCUAAUAGUUUUUGCAAGUAUCAUUUUCUAUUACAUACGUAGACGAACGGCAAGAAUCAUUGAUGAAGCAAAAGAGAAAUAUGGACCAGGCACCGAACCCUGCGCUCCCGGGGAUUAUAUGUGGAAGCUAGAUACUGAGUACAAUAAGUGCAUGAUCAGUGCCGCAAUGUUGGUUCGUAAUGGAACGCUCGAAGAUGUCAACGCUGUCACAGAGAAGCUGAUCCAGAACCCAUGGUUUAGACGAUUUACCGACCGUUUGGCUUUGUACGAGGACCAGCCUUUUUGGGUGAAGGAUACUAAUUUCAAGAAAGAAAAUCAUGUGCACCGGGUUCUACUCGAAGAUUCUGAGAAGCCAACCAAUAGUACUGAAUUGAAGGAAUGGAUUGGACGAUCAAUCGUAGCUGAUCUCCCCAUAGACCGCCCGUUGUGGAAAAUGGUAAUCCUUGAGAACUACGAGAAGUGCAACGACGGCUCCGGCGACAGUAUGUCAUGCGUUCUCCUGAUGGCGCAUCAUGUUGUGGGCGAUGGUGUUGCAUUCAGCUACAUGAUGAUGUCCAUGUUGGAGACCAAAUCUCAAGUGUCGAACGAUAUCAAGGUAGAGAAAAAAAAGCAGGUAGCUCCAAACAAGGCACCGAUGAAGCCACGUCAGCAACCCGCAUGGCUUACCUGGUUGUUCGUUGCUUUGUACACAAUUCCAAUCGUCGGGAAAAUCUUAUUCGCCAAGGCAGACGUUAACCCCUUCAAAACACAAAAUGUGACCGGCAGAAAGGUCGUGGGUAUGUUAGACACUCCUAUUCAAAUGGUCAGAUUCAACGCUGUUCGCAAAAAGCUAGGCAUGUCUGUGAACGAUGUUUUCAUGGGAAUAGUCAGUUGUGCUCUCCAGCGAUUGUUUGCGCGUAUCGAACCAAAUAAUGAUGUGAAGAGUAUCAAAGCCGCUAUGAUGGUCAAUAUGCGAAGCAACCCCUACGCCGCCAAAAUGGAGAAUCAAUUCGCUACACCGAUAUUUGACAUGGAUGUAACCAACUCUGAUCCGCUGGUAGCUUGCAAGAAGAUGGUGCCAGUGAUGAAUACAUUUAAAACAGUACCCAUCGCGAAAGUUUUUUUCACAUCCAUUGCACUCGUAGCGGACUUGCUCCCUUACAUGUUUAAUCGGACCCUCCUGGACUACCUAGCCAGCAAAGCAUCGUGUGUUUUAAGUAAUGUACCCGGCCCUUCAGAGCCUAUGUUUUUCAAUGGAAAAUUACUUGAGAGAAUAGCAGCAUGGUCCCCUCAGCGGAAAAGUGUUUCGUUCGGUAUGACAAUGUACACCAUCGGCGGGAAUGUAAAUGUUGGCGCAAUAAUGGAUACAGGAGCCGCAGACAAGGCACAGGCACUUGUGGACGAGUUUGUUGCUGUGUUUGAUGAGCUUGAGAUUGCAUUGGAACUAGACGGCGCAAAGCUUUAAAUUGUAGCUGCCUGCUAUUUAAAUUUUGGUUGAAGAACAUAUAAAGCUAGCUGCAAGUUGGACCACAUUUCAAGAAUAUACGCAGAUUGGGGAUAGAGGAGCGUUCCGACAACUUCCAUUACGUAAAGUUAUCAUUUUUCAAUCCGAUCGAAAUAGGAGACCGCGCACAUGUAUUCCCGCUGAGAAAACGAGAAUCCCUCGCUAGCGGAUAACAUGCGCCAAUUUUUUUGUCAGCGUGGUUUGAUAUUGUACAGAAACCGUGUUAUGACUAGUAUCUAUAAGGAAUUGUAUUACGUUGUAUAUAUCUAUGACUAUUGUGUGCAGCUAUUGAUAUCGAAAGCUCCAUAAUAGUCGCCAAGUAUAUCGCUACCUACUGUUGGACCACGUGAUUACGGAGUACAGUACAAAGUCGAGUGUUUGCAUAGGAACACAUAUUCUGUUGGAUAUGAACAGUUCUGGCGAUACGGGCUAAAUUUUAGUUGUUGAAUGAGAUGGUGCGAGUAAAGGUAUUUAUGGAGGGCACGUCAGCCGUAUAUUUUGUACGUGUAAAACCGAAGCACAAUAGUUGUCGUCGUCAUAGCUAAUAUCAGGGUCAACCCAUUCACGUAACUUGCACAUAAUAAAGUUCAAUUUGUGACAGGUCACGAAGUGUUUAUAUAAAAAAGAGUCGAUAUUAAUAUUGGCC
Sphaeroforma arctica JP610 is the source of this 2183-nucleotide messenger RNA. RefSeq lists its product as hypothetical. Gene Ontology annotation, biological process: triglyceride biosynthetic process. The record is from RefSeq and is a predicted model, not a curated record. Bases 20 to 1498 code for a protein of 492 amino acids. The transcript has a single exon. Gene Ontology annotation, cellular component: plasma membrane. Lineage: Eukaryota; Ichthyosporea; Ichthyophonida. Gene Ontology annotation, molecular function: diacylglycerol O-acyltransferase activity; long-chain-alcohol O-fatty-acyltransferase activity.